This is a messenger RNA of Auanema sp. JU1783, 1374 nucleotides long. Lineage: Eukaryota; Metazoa; Nematoda; Chromadorea; Rhabditida; Rhabditidae. The record is from the annotation of a GenBank genome assembly.
CUGUGCAUGAUUUCCCAACCACAGCAAUGGGAACAGUAUUAUGUGGGGGACCACUUAGCUGCUGGUAACCCCUACAUGCUACCGAUGCGGCAGACUGAGAUCGGCCAUGAUUAUCAUCGAAUUGCUCCUGCUAUGAUUGCCAUAACUCCUAAUACUGUGCCAAAUUCUCUUGCCCCUGCUGUUCAUGAACCAAUUGAAGCUGGAUGUCUUCCUUCAUCUCAUAGAAGAAGACGUAGUGGUUCAUAUUCGGAAGUUCCUGCUGAAAAGGCUCCUGCAGCUGCUGCGGUUGCACGACGUUCUGGAAUCACUUGGGAAACUAUGACUGAUGAAGAACGAGAGGAAGCACAACGUAUCAGGAGAUUGUAUGGCUUUAGAAAAGAAGAAGCAUUCAAAACAGCUCUUUGUGAUGCUUACAAAAAAAACGAAGCUUGUCCUUAUGGAGAAAGCUGUCGUUUUGCUCAUGGAGAGAAUGAGCUUCGACUUCCUGCGCAACCUCGUGGAAAAGCCCAUCCAAAGUAUAAAACCCAAUUGUGUGAUAAAUAUUCCGCUCAAGGACACUGUCCAUAUGGUCCACGAUGCCAAUUUAUUCAUAAGCUCAAAAAGGGACUGCCUUUGUUGGAUUAUGAAACAUUGCUGGCUCAAGGUCGUAUAUCACCAGCUAGGGAAGAUGAAAUUACUAACGGCGAUAACUUCUCUGUUCCUAGAAGAUAUAUUCCUAGCCCAUCAAAACGGAAUAGCGGCUCGGGUAGCUCAAGAAGACUUUCUUAUGAUUCUGGAAACGGUAGAAUGAACGGAAGUCACGAAAAUAGAACUGAUGCUCCUGUUUACCCUAAGAUGCAAGUCAUAAACAUCGAGAAAGCUUAUCAAUCAUCUGAUCAUGCGAAACCCAGAGAUGGAAGAAGCCGUAGACGAUCUUGCGUCACUGUUGAUGACAUGGAUCAUGAUUUCAAAGUUAUUGAUGGAAAUUCUAUGGGUCAAAGGACAGCUUCAAUGAUGUCACUUACUUACCGCGGUUCUACUGAAAACUUAACAUAUGCGGGUAGAGGAAAAAAUCAACGCUCUCCUGAUUUAUCAGCCAUCAAGGAGGAAGGGGAAGAAAACAUUGAUAGAUUCAGUUCCAUGUCUGUGAGAGGAUUAACCAAAAGAGAAGCAAAUAAUCCCAAUCAUUGGUCCGAAAUGAUUUUCGGACGACGUAUGGAUGUAAUUAACGAAGAUGAUAAGGAGCAACAUACUGGAAGCGGUUCGAACGCCACUGAUACCGCAUUCUUCAGUGAAAGCUGUGAUGAAGAACUUCUUGCCCAAGGACUGUAUAAUAAACGCUAUCCUGAUGCAUCAGUAGAAAAACUGAAGCAAUGGAAAAAUAACAAUUGCUAG